Andrographis paniculata is the source of this 2836-nucleotide messenger RNA. RefSeq names its product probable xyloglucan glycosyltransferase 12. Bases 442 to 2517 code for a protein of 691 amino acids. Gene Ontology annotation, cellular component: Golgi apparatus. Gene Ontology annotation, molecular function: glycosyltransferase activity. The record is from RefSeq and is a predicted model, not a curated record. NCBI's taxonomy places the organism in Eukaryota, Viridiplantae, Streptophyta, Magnoliopsida, Lamiales, Acanthaceae. The transcript has 5 exons.
UGUGGUGGUGGAGGCCAUUUCUAACCAUAUCAUCAAUUUUCAAUUCCUCUUUUGAGUCUGAAACCUAACCAAACAUAACAUCCAUCAAAGACGUGUUGAGCUGUUGCCACUUCCCCCUCUCUCUCUCCUCCCUUCUCUCUCUCUCUCCUCCAAUUUUCAAAAUUCAAAAUCCACUCUACAGUACUGCUGCUGCCUUCCUGCUGCAAGCUGUAAAUGAAUGUAUGUAUCUAUCUAUAUACAAGACAGUCACCUCUUCAUCUUCUUCCCUGUUAUAACUUCCUCCUAUCUCUCUCCUCCCAGAUCACUCUCUCUCUCCCAAAAUGACCUUCUUGUAGCAUCUCCGAAUUCUCUUCCCCACCCCCCCUCCCCUCUCAAGAAAAGGAAAUUGAAGUUCUAAUUUUAACCAAGAUUCUUGAAAUCUACAGUUUCUGAAUUUCGGCAAUGGCUCCGUCUUGGCAGUGGUGGGCGGCCGCGGCGGAGAGCCGCCGUGGCACGCCGGUGGUGGUGAAAAUGGAGAACCCUAAUAAUUGGUCCAUGGUGGAGCUCGAAUCCCCCGAUUUCAUCUACCAAAACGACGCCGUUCCGCCUAAAGGGGGACGCAAUAAGAACGCGAAGCAGCUCACUUGGGUCAUACUUCUGAAAGCGCAUAAGGCCGCCGGCUGCCUCGCCUCUCUCGCCGCCGCAUUCUUCUCCGUCGCGGCGGUCGUCCGCCGCCGAGUCGCCACCGGCCGGACCGACGGGGAUCCGGUCUUAAAGUCGAGAUUCUACGCCUGUAUUAAGGCGUUCCUGUUUCUGUCUCUGCUCCUCCUCUGCUUCGAAAUGGUGGCGUAUUUUAGAGGAUGGGAUUUUCGAGCUCCCGAUCUGCGGAUUGAUCGUCUCUAUCAUCUGACGGACGCUUCUGCAGUUAGGGAUUUGUUCAAUUUGAUUUAUUCGGGAUGGAUUGCGUUCCGAGUCGAUUAUAUCGCUCCGCCAUUGCAGCUGCUUACCAAUGCUUGCAUCGUGCUGUUCCUCGUCCAGAGCUUCGAUCGAUUGGUGCUCUGCUUGGGUUGCUUAUGGAUCAAGCUUAGGAACAUCAAACCAAUCCCUAAUCUAGGCCCUGUUGAUCUCGAAUCUGGCGAUGGAGAUGGUUAUUUCCCUAUGGUUUUAGUUCAGAUCCCAAUGUGCAAUGAAAAAGAGGUUUAUCAACAAUCAAUUGCAGCAGUGUGCAAUUUGGACUGGCCUAAAGGGAGGUUGCUCAUUCAAAUUUUGGAUGAUUCCGACGACCCGACGGCACAGGAGCUUAUCAGAGAAGAAGUACACAAAUGGCAGCAGAACGGCGCCAACAUUAUCUUCCGGCAUCGAAUGAUUCGGGAAGGGUAUAAAGCAGGGAACCUUAAGUCUGCGAUGAACUGUAGCUACGUUAAAGAUUACGAAUUUGUCGCCAUUUUCGACGCCGAUUUCCAGCCUAACCCCGACUUUCUUAAACUAACCGUCCCUCACUUUAAGGAUAACAACGAUCUAGGAUUGGUUCAGGCGCGAUGGUCGUUUGUGAACAAAGACGAGAAUCUGCUGACUAGGCUACAGCUCAUCAAUUUAGCGUUUCAUUUCGAGGUCGAGCAGCAGGUCAACGGCGUUUUCCUCAACUUCUUCGGGUUUAACGGGACGGCCGGUGUUUGGAGAAUUAAGGCGCUAGAAGAUUCCGGCGGAUGGCUUGAGAGAACAACCGUCGAAGACAUGGACAUCGCCGUUCGCGCGCAUCUUCACGGCUGGAAAUUCAUUUUCCUCAACGACGUCGAGUGUCAAUGCGAGCUGCCGGAAUCCUUCGAAGCCUACCGGAAGCAACAGCACCGAUGGCAUUCGGGACCGAUGCAGCUGUUCCGUCUCUGCUUGCCGGCGAUCGUUAAGUCGAAGAUCGGCGUUUGGAAGAAAGCGAAUCUAAUCUUCCUCUUCUUCCUGUUACGGAAGCUCGUCCUCCCGUUCUACUCCUUCACUCUCUUCUGCAUCAUUCUCCCGACGACGAUGUUCGUCCCGGAAGCCACUCUCCCGUCGUGGGUCGUCUGCUAUGUCCCGGCGACGAUUACGUUCCUCAACAUACUCCCGUCGCCGAAGUCGUUCCCGUUCAUCGUUCCGUACCUUCUAUUCGAGAACACGAUGUCGGUCACAAAGUUCAACGCGAUGAUUUCGGGUCUUUUCCAGCUUGGAAGCGCUUACGAGUGGGUCGUCACGAAAAAAUCCGGCCGAUCCUCCGAGGGCGACCUGACGGCUUUAGUCGAGAAGCCCCCAACGCACCACCGCGGCAGCUCGGAGCCUAAUUUGGAUGAAAUGCGCGAGGAAAUUAAACAGAUGGCGGACAAGGCUGCUCAGAAGAAAAAACACAAUCGGAUAUACACGAAGGAGCUCGCGCUCGCAUUCCUUCUGCUGACUGCCGCGGCUAGAAGUUUGCUUUCGGCUCAGGGUAUCCAUUUUUACUUCCUGCUCUUUCAAGGUGUAUCGUUUUUGCUCGUUGGCCUCGACUUGAUCGGCGAACAGGUCGAGUAACGUUAACCGUCAAUUGUUAAUCGCCAAUCGAUCGACUUUUCCUCGACGGCGCCACACGGAGGCUCGAAUGCCGCGAUGACGGCGGCGCAGCCGAGCCUAAAACAGAGAUAGAGUGAGAAAUGGGAGCUUAAUAUGAUGCCCAAUUUUUUUUCUCUAUAAGUAUUUUUGGUGUUUUUUUUUUUUUUUUUUUUUUUUUAUGAUGUUAUUCUUUUAUUUUUAGUUAGAUAUAUAUAUAUAUUUACACAUUAUAUAUUCUUUUAUUUUUAGGUACAGUUUUUUUUUUGGGUUUGUACAUCACAAAUUUGUGGAUGGAUGAUAA